Messenger RNA from Psammomys obesus (fat sand rat), 1779 nucleotides. RefSeq names its product cytochrome P450 3A9-like. Gene Ontology annotation, molecular function: testosterone 6-beta-hydroxylase activity; iron ion binding; heme binding. Bases 91 to 1602 code for a protein of 503 amino acids. The transcript has 13 exons. The record is from RefSeq and is a predicted model, not a curated record. NCBI's taxonomy places the organism in Eukaryota, Metazoa, Chordata, Mammalia, Rodentia, Muridae. Gene Ontology annotation, biological process: oxidative demethylation; steroid metabolic process.
AGAGAGCUCAUCAGGCUCAGCCCUGCAAGGUGCAGCACACAAAACUGAUGGCAAAACUUGGGGAGAGAGACUUGUUUAAAGAAAGCAGCCAUGGACCUGAUCCCAGACUUUUCUGUGGAAACCUGGAUGCUCCUGGCCACCAGCCUGGUGCUCCUCAACCUGUAUGGAACUCACACACAUGGAAAUUUUAAGAAGUGGGGGAUUUCUGGACCGAAACCGCUGCCCUUCGUGGGAAAUGUUCUAGCGUACCGCAAUGGAUUUUGGGAGUUUGACAGACAAUGUCACAAAAAAUAUGGUAAAAUAUGGGGGUUUUAUGAGGGCCGACAACCUGUUUUGGCUAUCAUGGAUCCAGACAUAAUCAAAACAGUGCUGGUGAAGGAAUGUUAUUCUACUUUCACAAACCGGCGGGUUUUUGGUCCAGUAGGAAUUUUGAAAAAAGCUAUCACCGUAUCUGAGAAUGAAGAAUGGAAGAGAUUAAGAACAUUGCUGUCUCCAACCUUCACCAGUGGAAAGCUUAAGGAGAUGUUCCCCAUCAUUAACCAGUAUGCAGAUUUGUUGGUGGAAAAUGUGAGGCGUGGAGUAGAAAAAGGCGAUCCCAUCGUCAUGAAAGACAUCUUUGGGGCCUACAGCAUGGAUGUGAUCACAGGCACAUCAUUUGGAGUAAAUGUUGAUUCCCUCAACAACCCACAAAAUCUCUUUGUACAAAAAGUGAAGAAACUCUUGAAAUUUAAUUUCUUGGAUCCAUUCUUCCUCUCAGUGAUACUCUUUCCAUUCCUUAUCCCAGUUUAUGAUAUGCUCGAAAUCAGCGUGUUUCCAAGAGAUGUUAUAAGGUUUUUUAGAACUUCCGUAGAACAAAUGAAAGAAAAACGCAUGCAAGAAAAAGAAAAGCAAAGAUUGGAUUUUCUUCAGCUGAUGAUUAACUCCCAGAAUUCCAGAGACAAAGAAUCUCACCAAGGUUUAUCUGAUCUGGAGAUUGUGGCUCAGUCGAUUUUCUUUAUUUUUGCUGGGUAUGAGACCACCAGCAGUGCCCUUUCCUUUGCUAUGUAUUUGCUGGCCACACACCCUGAUGUCCAGAAGAAGCUGCAGGAUAAAAUUGAUGCCGCUCUUCCCAAUAAGGCACCUGCUACCUAUGAUGUCCUGCUACAGAUGGAGUAUCUAGACAUGGUGGUGAAUGAAACUCUCAGAUUAUAUCCAGUUGGAGGCAGACUUGAGAGGCUCUGUAAGAAAGAUGUCGAGAUCAAUGGAGUGUUCAUUCCCAAAGGGACUGUGGUGAUGGUACCAACCUUUGCUCUCCACAAAGACCCAAUGUGCUGGCCAGAGCCUGAGGAGUUCCGCCCUGAAAGGUUCAGCAAGAAGAACCAAGACAGCAUCAACCCUUACACAUACCUGCCCUUUGGGAACGGACCCAGGAACUGCAUUGGCAUGAGGUUUGCUCUCAUGAACAUGAAAGUUGCCCUUGUCAGACUCCUGCAGAACUUCUCCUUCCAACCUUGUAAGGAAACUCAGACCCCUUUAAAACUAAGAAAGCAAGGAUUUUUCCAGCCAGAAAAACCCAUCAUUCUAACAGCUGUGUUAAGAGAUGGAACCGUAAGUGGAGCCUGACAGAAAGUCUACCAUAAGGCUGUGUCCCAUGACACCAGAAGCCAAUUUAUUUUGUGAAGAAAUGAAGAUGGGAUUGAUUUUUUUUUCCUGUGUGGGAGAGUCUGGGCACUCACCAAGCUGCUCACCUCCCCUAGCCAUCAAAGUUCAUGCUUCCCCAAAUAAACAAAAACAAGAUAA